This is a messenger RNA of Trachemys scripta elegans, 5648 nucleotides long. It is a transcript of the gene GDE1, whose product is annotated as glycerophosphodiester phosphodiesterase 1. Bases 82 to 1053 code for a protein of 323 amino acids. The record is from RefSeq and is a predicted model, not a curated record. Gene Ontology annotation, biological process: lipid metabolic process. The transcript has 6 exons. NCBI's taxonomy places the organism in Eukaryota, Metazoa, Chordata, Testudines, Emydidae. Gene Ontology annotation, molecular function: phosphoric diester hydrolase activity.
UGAUCACGGUGUAAAGGCCCUAGCCCUGCAUUGCAGCUAGUGGGGGGGUUUCCCCGUUACCCCCCCGCUCCCCCCGCCGCAAUGCUGCUGGGCGCCUUCACGACGCUGCUGGGGGCGCUGUUGGUGCUGAGCCGCAGCCCGAUGUUCUCCUGCCUGCUCACGGGCGGCCUCUACCUGGUGCUGCGGCUCUUCAGCCUGGAGCCGGUCUCCCUGCAGCGGGCCCAGCACAUUGUACAGCCCCGCGGCUCCGCCGCCCGCAUCGCCCACCGCGGCGGUGGGCACGACGCGCCCGAGAACACGCUGGCGGCCAUCAGACAGGCAGCUGAGAAUGGAGCCACAGGCGUGGAGCUGGACCUUGAAUUCACUGCAGAUGGCAUUCCCAUUCUAAUGCAUGAUGAUACAGUAGAAAGGACAACUGAUGGGUCUGGGAGUUUACGUGAUUUUACAUUUGAAGAAAUUAGGAAGCUUAAUCCAGCUGCAAAACAUAGACUAUGGAGAGAUUUCCGGGGUGAAAAAGUACCAACUUUGAAAGAAGCCGUUAUGGAAUGUAUGCAUUAUAACCUCAUAAUCUACUUCGAUGUCAAAGGCCAUGCAAAUCAGGCAGUUGAUGCCCUAAAACUCCUCUAUCUGGAAUAUCCUCGUUUGUACAACAGUAGCAUUGUCUGCUCUUUCAUACCAGAGAUCGUCUAUAAGAUGAGGCAAUCUGAUAGGAAUGUUGUUACAGCAUUAACACACAGGCCCUGGAGCCUUAGUCAUUUUGGAGAUGGGAAGCCUCGUUUUGAUUGCUUUUGGAAGCACUAUGGGUAUAUGAUGAUGGACGUCAUUAUGGACUGGAGCCUGCACAACUUCUUGUGGUACCUGUGUGGGGUUUCAGCUUUCCUCAUGCAGAAAAAUUACAUUUCACAAGAGUAUGUGAGGCAGUGGUCUUCACGCGGAGUUCAAGUGGUUGGCUGGACAGUGAACACACUUACAGAAAAAAUGUACUAUGAGACCGUCCUUGAGACCAGCUACAUCACAGACAGCUUGGUGGAGGACUGUGAUCCUCACUAUUAGACUUACACUGUAUGGGACUCUGAAAUAUGCCAUCCUGGGUCAUGCAGAUCUGAGUUCAGCACCAGAGGGUCCAAAGAUGCAGAAUGAGGCUGCAUACAUAAGUUGGGUUUUUUGCUUGUACUGUAUGAUUGGAUCUUAAAUCACAGCAAACCCCUCAGUCACACUACUAGGCUGAGCCACAAUCAGCAUUGGUGCUGGGGAGAAAUGGUGCGUGCGUCUGCUAUCAGAGGAAAUUGCUGUAUGGUCUAAAAAGAUCAGUUUUGAUGAACUGAUUUGGUAACUAGUAGUUCAGACAGGUGGCUUAUAAGUCAACUGCUUCUUUACUUGAUUUAACCCUUGAUUUUUAAGUCAUCAGCAGCUUUUGAAUGCCUAAUUUUAAACUGUACAUUAAACAAUCUGCUCCUCAAAGAGUAGUGUGGUGUACCUCUACCGCAAUGUUAAGAGCGGAUGGUAGGUGUAUUCCCGUACCAUAACUUUGAAUACGAUAUGGUCAGUUAAUAUUAGAGAGUAAAUAUACUUCACUGCUACAGGCUGGAAAGGAUGGAUAUUCUGUACUCUUACGGCAUGGAGAAAGACUAUAGCGGUUUCUGGUUUGGGCAAAUACUGCACUAAAACCUUGGUGGCUGGUGGGUAAACUUGAAUGUCUCCUUUUACUUCAGUCUUAAACCUGACUUUAAAAAGAGGGAGGUUAGAAAGGUUCUUCCACCUGAUGAUACUGUAGCUGAAUCAUUCUUCAUAAACAGAGGCUGUGGAGCUGCUGUUAGCCAGAGGCUAAGCAGUAGCUGAAACACUUCUUUGUUGCUGCUGCUGCUGCUAAAUUGUUUGCACAGCUAAAUGGAUAGGAGGGCUCCGUGACAGGGUUCUCUCACCACUCUUGGCACCACCUCCUGGUCAUCCUGGGGCUUAGCUCUGCCAGGUGCUGCACCCUCUUCAGCAUUCUCUCAACCCAUCUUCUUCUCUCAGCCUGCAGCAUCUGUCUCUCGGAGCAGCAGCUUCUGGUUUGUGGCUUGACCCUCCGGCCAGGUCACUAAGUUCCUCUCUUUCCAGGGAAAUCGCAGUCCUUCCAGACCAGCUGUCUGUCUGAUGUCUCCAACAUCCUGUGUCACUACCCGGUGGCUGGUAGGGGAACCCAGGCUUGCCCGCUACACUGGGUUCCAGCUCAGGGACCCUAUAACAUGCAGCCAAGGCCUGUACUGUCCUAUCCCUUGCUGCUGUUUCCCUGGGCUUCUUCCUACAACCUUUCUCCUCACAGAAAUACUACAGACUACCUCCUUGCAGCCCCCUUCUUCUCUCAGCUCCUGGGCUUUAUAGAGGCCCCUCCUGUUCCUAUCCAGCUGGGCCUGGUUUAAUCAACACAUGUGCCUUAGCUCCUCCUGCAGGUGUAGCCUGGGGAGUUAAUUGGCCUGCCUGGCCAUCUUAACCCCUUCCAAUCCUGUGUGAGGUGGACAUGGCAUCACAUACCCUGUUCCUCAAGCCUACAACCCACAGGGCUGUAAUGGCCUCCUGCCCUGCAUUUCCCUGAGCUGUGCCCACAGAUCAUCCCUCUCUUGUUCUGCCUCCGCCACCAGGAGACGCAAAUUAUGCUGGUCCUCCAUGGCCUCCCGCAACGUUUUCUUUUGGAACUCCAUAUCUUCUUCAGCUAUUCACAGGGCUUGCUCUGCUGCUGCUAGCUUCUCCUAUAGCUCCUUCACUUGCCUCCACAGGAUCCCUCAGGGUUUGUGUUCCCACCAUAGCUUGCUCUGCUUCUGUGUUCGUUCUGAUGUCGGUGUGGGCCCUCUCCACCCCAGUCAUCUGUUACCUCCUUACUACCUCCUACUGGGUGUGUGGGUCCAUAGUGAUUGCCGCUGUGUCUAUCCUGACAGUUUCCACCAUGCUCUGGUCCCUGGACACCCCCUCCCUUGUUUUCUAUGUCACUGGAGUCCAUGACUUCCCCUUGCUAUCCUGUCCUUUCAGAAGAGGGUAGUGCCUCCUUAUGGCCAACCUCACAGCACCCAAAGCAAACUCCUUUGCCUUGUGUUAGCAGUAGUCUUCCAAUUGACCUUCUUUUGUCCAGCCCCUACUCCUGGGCUAGCCUUCACUUCAUAGCUCAUAUAUGGGCAUCCCUUCUGUAGCCAGGCAAAACAUGCCCCUCCUUUUCCUGUUGUCCACACAGGUAGGACUCUUUUGGACUUUGUUUUCCUGCCUUCUGAGUAAGGCUUCCUGUCCCUGUGCAGGUCCGGGUACUCUCUUUUUAGGUAUCACCUUCGUCCGUAGGCAUAACACUGCUUUGACUGGCUCCUGGCCCUGGUACCUCCCUUCCAAUCUUAUUCCCUGCAGCCUCUACUAAUUUCUUCCCACAGGAGUUUGAACAAAUACAGCUGCUGUUCAGCUAGCUGUCAGAUAGUCUUGCAGGUACCAAUGCGCCUCCCACUGCUUCUGUUGGCUCUCCAGCACUUGCCUCAGCGAGAUCUGGAUCCGUCCCUGCUGUUUGUCAGUCACCUUCUGCAGGGGUAGUGACUCUAGAGUUCAGCCUCGGAGGUUACAAGCGCUCUCUAUAAAAAAGGCUUCUGCAUAAUGUGGCUCUAUUGUCUCUUCCUGUUUUUCUGCUAUGGCUCUCCUUGCAUGGGGGUGAACACCUUAUGCAUUCCUUUACAGUCCGCUACAGUAUUUCAACCUCCGCUUGUAUCUGGGUCAAUUGUUGCACAGUCUUCCACACCGGGCCUUGUAGUGGGGCGAUCCUUUGCCUGGCCACUUGUGAUGGAGUUCCUUCACCGCUCAUGGCCAUUCUGGGGAUUAGUUCUGCCAGGUGCUGCGUCCUCCUUAGUGCUCUUUCUACCCGUCUUCUCUCAGUCUGUAGCCUCUCUCGCUCUCGGAGUGGCAGCUUCCAGUUUGUGGCUUGGCCCUCCAGCCAGGUCGCUAAGUUCCUCCCCUUCUGUAGAAAUCGCAGUUCCUCUGGACCAGCUGACAGCUCCAAUGCCAUGUGGCUGGUAGGGGAACCCAAGCCUGCCCUCUACACUGGGUUCCAGCCUACGGACCCUAUAACAUGCAGCCAAGGCCUGUAUCGUCCUAGCCCUUGCUGCUGUUUCCAUGGGCUUCUUCCUACUUAUCUGGAUUCACACUUCUGUAAAAAUCAAAGUGGUUUAGACUUGUAAUAAACAAGUCGGAUAGUUCAGGGCUAGUUUUAUAGUAUGGCAGGUAUGCAUCAUCUGUUAUGAGUAGCAUCCAUAAGAGUGGGUUUGAUACCUUUCCGAAUGGAUCAAGAUCUACAUUAACAUUGUUCUUAUUAUGAAUACCACUAAAUGAUCAAACUGUUGUAGCUGUACCUUGGGUGGAACCUGUAGCUAGAGGAGAGAAGUCCUGAAUGGCACAGCUCUGCAAGGAAGCAUGUGUGGAGAUAGAACUACUGUAAAAUAAGGGUGGUCUGAUUUAAAUUAGAGAGAGCACAGUGAAAAUUAACCGUCAAUUUUAUACCUUACCUCCAGAACAAAAUGUCACUUCCAUGUCAUUUAAAAGUAGAGAGACUUAAAACCAGUUGUUUACCUGCUGUUGUUGGUGACCAUUGAGAUGUAGCCGAACAUGCUAACUUUUAACCAAUAGAUGUGUAACUAUGUAUUUUCAGAUAAAAAGGGUAAUCGCAUGCUUUAGCAUGCAGGCUACCCUCUUGCAUUAGAGCUCCACCUCCCUGUCCCGUGCCCCCUGUCAGCUCAGAUACAGCACUGCACAAGUGGCUAGUCACUUUCUUGAGACUCUGGUGGUGGGAAUUGAGUAGCAUUCCCUGUCAAAGCUAGAGUAGCAAACUAAGAGGAUCAACUGAUCAAUUCACUCUGUUUUGUAUUUAAAUUAUGCCUGAUACUCAUAUGCUACAUGUCACUGUUGGGUGAAAUCACUUUCUUCAUAGGCUAUAGCAUAUCUCAUAUGACCAAUCAGGGGUUAAAAUCUACCUCAAUAAAUUAGGUAAAGUCAGUGUUUUGUGCCCAAUAAUUAAUUGUGUAAACAGUUCUAUAGCAUCACUUGACUCAAAUGAAAUCUGCAUGUAAUGUAGGAACUAACAAGUUGAUUAAAGCAGUGGGUCUCAAACUUUUUUACUGGCGACCCCUUUCACAUCGCAAGCCUCUGAGUGCGACCCCCCCCAUAUAAGUUAAAUACACUGUUUAAUAUAUUUAACACCAUUUAUAAAUGCUGGAGGUAAGUGGGGUUUGGGGUGGAGGUUGACAGCUCACGAUUCCCCCACAUAAUGACCUUGCGACUCCUUGAGAGGUCCCGACCCCCAGUUUGAGAACCCCUGGAUUAAAGGUAGGAUAGACUCAUAUGUGGGCAUUCUAGCUGCAGAAAAUAGUGAUUAAUUGUGUACUGUAUCUGUGGUAGGGGAAUAGAUUUAAAACACAGGUCCCUGCUGAGGAACGUGUAUGAACUGAUAAAGGUUGCUUAUUUUCAAGAGUUACUCUUUCUCAGCCUUACCAGCCUGUCUUCAGCCCAGUCCUUGUUCAAACCAGCCAUUGCACAAUGAAUCAAAGGCUGAAGUGGUAAGAUAUCUCCUGGAGAGUAGCAUGACUGGUAACAGUAUAGACAUGUAUGCGCUGAAUCCAUUUUUAAUAAAAUACUCCCUUCAAGUAACA